This is a messenger RNA of Anopheles coluzzii, 1143 nucleotides long. RefSeq names its product intraflagellar transport protein 46 homolog (gene IFT46). The transcript is spliced from 4 exons. Gene Ontology annotation, biological process: intraciliary transport; cilium assembly. The record is from RefSeq and is a predicted model, not a curated record. Bases 9 to 1046 code for a protein of 345 amino acids. Lineage: Eukaryota; Metazoa; Arthropoda; Insecta; Diptera; Culicidae. Gene Ontology annotation, cellular component: intraciliary transport particle B; motile cilium; centrosome.
AGUGAACGAUGGAUUUGUAUGACGAAAUGUACGAAAUUAAAAAUGGCCGCGAAAUUGACGACAGUCCACCGCCGGAUCUGGACGUUUCCGGUUCGCUGCAGUUCAUCAACCAGGAGGACGAGGACGAGGACGAGGAGGAGGAGGAGGAUGACGACCACGAGGACCAUCGUUCGGAAGAAAGGCCACUGAGAAAGGAAAGCUUCAACGAAAGUCAUCCAAUGAGUUUGCUCGAGGAAGUACCGAAAGCGGGCCGUAUCGGUGCAGAGUCGAACCCGAAACGAGACAACCUGCGUAAGCACGAUUCCCUUACAGACAGCAGCGCCAGCAUGUCGGAGGACGAGAAGGAACCGGCGAAGAAGCUGGUCGAGGAGAAGGAGUUCAACCCGAAGCUGUACGAUAACAUCGACGCACCGAGCGAGGUCAAGGAUCUGUUCCAGUACAUCCCGCGCUACACGCCCCAGCGGAUCGCGAUCGACUUCAAGCUGAAGAUCUUCAUCCCGGAGUUUAUACCGGCGGUCGGUGAUAUCGAUGCGUUUCUGAAGGUUUGCCCACCGGGCCCGGUGAGCGAGAAGAAGAGCAAGAAGCUAAACGGUCACAUCCAGAACCUUGGAUUAAUGAUCCUGGACGAGCCGUGCGGCGACCAGAGCGACAGCGUGCUGCUACAGAUGAAGCUACGUUCGAUCUUUACCAAACCGAUCGAAACACCUUCGGCGAUCGUGCGCAGUGCGCGGGAUAUCGAUCGCUGGAUCACGGAGAUCCAGUCCCUGCGGGCCAGCCAAUCGAUCCAGAGCGUCAACGCCCAGAAGCAACCGGUCGUGAACAUCGACAGCCUGAUGUCGGAAUGGCCGGAGGAGAUGGAGCGUACGCUCGAUGCGCUUGGGUUCCCGCCCGCCAAGCUGGACUGCAGCCUAACGAACUACGUGAAGAUCGUGUGCAACAUUUUCGACAUUCCGCUGCCGGCCGGCGAAAGCCAGACGGACUACAUCUACGCGCUGUACAAUCUGUUCAAUCUGUUUCUGGCCAUCAAGCAGCAAAACAGCCUCUAAGGGCUCCUAAGCAAAGAAGACACUGGUUGUAGUCGUAAAAAGGUUAGUUUGCAUUUCACCAAAGUUACAUAAAAAUAGAUAACAGACAGCUUACAGA